AACCCUUUUGAAUAGUGCAAUUUGUAUGUUGUGUUUAAAAAGUGAUAGCUGAUGGAUCUUCUAUCUGAGCGCCAAAAGAUACAAAGGAACCGCACGCUCUAUACAACCAGCAACUGGAUAAACAAUCAAACGAUGCAACCACAUUAUGGAUCUGACGAAGAGGAUGAAGUUUUAACUAAACGUGGAUCUUGGACAGGAAGAUUCGAUUUCAUUUUAUCACUCCUUGGCUACUCGGUUGGAUUGGGAAAUGUUUGGCGAUUUCCGUAUCUGUGUUAUAAUAACGGUGGCGGUGCCUUCCUCAUUCCUUUCACAAUUAUGCUGAUCAUUGCUGGUUUACCGCUGAUGUUCAUGGAACUGUCUCUGGCUCAGUACGCCGGUUUGGGACCGGCUGUUCUAUUCAAACGAUUUUCUCCCCUAUUUCAAGGACUUGGUUUUGGCAUGGUGCUAAUUGCAGGCAUAGUUAUGCUAUACUACAAUGUUAUUCUGGCUUGGACUUUGUACUACAUAAUGGCAUCCUUCGAAGAACCUCUUCCCUGGAAGGGUUGCAAUCAUGCUUGGACCAGUCAAUACUGUUACUCUUACGAAGAGGAGCAUCAGUGUCUUGCCAAGAAUGGAACCUACUAUUUGAAACAGUGCUAUGAAAGUGCUCAACUGAUAACGAAUUAUACCAGGGUCCCGAAGAAACCACCGGCUGAGGAUUUUUUUAAAAACUAUCUCCUGCAGCUGUCUCCCGGGAUCGAGUCAACGGGAAGCAUCAGCAUAAACCUGGCCCUGGCUCUGAUGGGUGCCUGGUUGAUCGUAUUUCUCUGCCUUUGCAGGGGUGUCAAAUCAUCGGGAAAAGUGGUCUACUUUACCGCACUCUUCCCUUACGUUGUGCUGAUAAUGUUGUUCAUACGUGGAAUCACACUUCCGGGGGCCUACGCCGGCAUAAUGUUCUAUCUGGAGCCGGAUUGGGAAAAGCUAAAGCACGCACAAAUUUGGGGUGAUGCAGCUGUGCAGAUAUUUUUCGCCCUCAGCCCAGCCUGGGGCGGAUUGAUAACCCUAGCAUCGUACAAUAAGUUCUCAAAUAACUGCUUCCGUGAUGCGGUCAUCGUGGCCGUUACAAAUAUUUUGACAUCGUUCUUUGCUGGGUUUGUGAUAUUCUCGGUGCUGGGCUUUCUGGCACAUGAACUGGACACCGAGGUUGGCAGAGUGAUCGAUCAGGGUGCUGGAUUGGCGUUCGUGGUUUUUCCCGAGCUGGUGACCAAGCUACAGAUGCCGAUGUUCUGGUCGGUGGUGUUUUUCUUUAUGUUGCUGACCCUCGGACUGGACUCCCAGUUUGCUCUGAUGGAAACGGUUGUAACGGCUGUACUGGACACUUUUCCUCAGUGGCGUCGCUGGAAGCUGAGAGUCGUGUUUGGAGUAGCCGUUAUCGGAUACUUCGGUGGAUUGAUUUUUAUUACCAAUAGUGGAAUGUACUGGUUCCAGUUGGUGGACAAAUAUGCCGCCUUCUGGUCUGUCUUGCUGAUAGCCAUCAUUGAGUGUGUUCUGAUAGCUUGGGGUUACGGAUCGGAUCGAUUCAUUUCGAACAUUGAAGAGAUGAUCGGCAAACGAUCGCAAGCAUUUCAUACAUUUUGGACGAUUAUUUGGAAGUACAUUACACCGAGCACGUUAUUGUUCAUUCUCUGUUUCAAUUGGAUCCAAUAUAGGCCAGUCACCUAUGGAAAGUACAGUUAUCCGGUUUGGGCAGACAUUGUAGGAUGGGGCAUUGGAUUGUUGCCCAUUUCGGUAGUUCUGUUGACAACACUAUAUCAACUCAUCACUGAUGCCUCGGAUAGAUCCAUGAUGCAAAAAAUUCACCACCUCCUGAAACCCACACCGGAUUGGAAAGCCGCCAAAUCAUGUCUCUACCAUCUGGAGUACGAUGAUAAUGGCAUUGAGCUAUGAGACAACCACCGAAGCGCCAGCCAUCGUCAUUGGAUCGGUGAUUUAUGGACCAUAAUACAGAUAAACAGUUUUCCGUUGUCGGCACCCUUGUAGUGCAUCCAACAACAACAAGAACAACAACCUUCAAACCAACCCGCGAAUCCAGUCGAUUAUCUAAUGUGUGAAACGGAUUAAAGGUUACAAUAUUCUUGGCACAGUUCGAAGGUUUUCUGUUAUUACUACCUCUCAUCCAACGGGUUCGACACAUUCCUGAAGAAGGCUGGCCAGAAGGUUGGAAACCGAUACCAUGCAAACCGUAGCUACCGAAACCACAGCUAAAGAAGGCCACCACCGGACCCUAAUGGAAAACUGAUACUGAAGAAUAACCCCUAUAAACCCCUUCCUUUUUCCUUGUUUAAAGUUUUUUUUUCUAACUGUUGAGUCGCCGCGACUAUUACGGCCCCCUUCCUUACUAACCAGUGAAACGAAU
This is a messenger RNA of Uranotaenia lowii, 2395 nucleotides long. RefSeq names its product sodium- and chloride-dependent glycine transporter 2-like. Gene Ontology annotation, biological process: sodium ion transmembrane transport. NCBI's taxonomy places the organism in Eukaryota, Metazoa, Arthropoda, Insecta, Diptera, Culicidae. The record is from RefSeq and is a predicted model, not a curated record. Bases 52 to 1926 code for a protein of 624 amino acids. Gene Ontology annotation, cellular component: membrane. The transcript is spliced from 8 exons.